This is a messenger RNA of Morus notabilis, 1890 nucleotides long. Its product is annotated as probable xyloglucan galactosyltransferase GT14. Lineage: Eukaryota; Viridiplantae; Streptophyta; Magnoliopsida; Rosales; Moraceae. The record is from RefSeq and is a predicted model, not a curated record. The transcript has a single exon. The coding region runs from base 174 to 1667 and encodes 497 amino acids. Gene Ontology annotation, molecular function: glycosyltransferase activity.
CAAACACAAUUAUUUCCCAUCCAACGGACAACAAUCAGAUUUCCCUGGGUCUAAAUGAUUCCUCUAGUCACUUUUGUACUUUUCAUAACCAUCCCUCACAUUAUUUACUCAUAGUCUCAUAUGGGCAAUUCUUCAAUUUCUCCCCCAAAAGAACAAGUUCUUGAAGAACAACAAUGGAAAAGCCAGUCACCAGAAAGUGCUCUCAAGAAGUCUGGUUUGCCAUCUUCACUUCCCUUGCCUUGUUUUCAGUUUUGCUUUGCUUUGAUUACUCAGCUUUAAUAGGUACAGAAAAAGGGGUCAAUUUUUUGGUCGACAAACAGAACAACCCACUUGUUUUUUCCAAAAACAAAACCAAUUUUAUCCCCAAGAAUUCCACUUUAGAUUCUUGCCAUGGUAAAUACAUAUAUAUCCAUAAUCUUCCAAGCAGAUUCAACCAAGAUUUGCUCAAGAACUGCAAGCUUCUCACUAGAGGAACUGAAAACUCAAUGUGUCCUUACUUAAAGAACAAUGGUCUUGGUCCUGAAAUUGAUGGUUUUGAAGGGGUUCUGUCCAACAAAAGUUGGUUCUCGACAAACCAAUUCUUGUUGGAAGUCAUUUUCCACAACAAAAUGAAGCGAUACAAGUGUUUGACAAAUGAUUCUUCACUUGCAUCAGCUGUAUUCAUACCGUUUUAUGCAGGCUUAGAUGUUAGUCUCCGUUUGUGGGAUCCGAACAUCUCAGUGAGAGACUCUUCAGCUCGUGAUUUAGUCGAUUGGCUUUCGAAAAAACCCGAGUGGAAAACAAUGUGGGGGAGAGACCAUUUCUUGGUUGCAGGCAGGAUUUCUUGGGACUUCAGAAGGCAAACAGACGAGUCUUCUGAUUGGGGUAGCAAACUCAGAUUCCUGCCCCAAUCAAUGAACAUGUCGAUGCUUUCAGUUGAAGGAAGCUCAUGGAGAAACGACUACGCCAUUCCCUACCCGACUUACUUCCAUCCGGCGGAAGAUAGGGCUGUGUAUGAAUGGCAGGGCAGAAUGAGGAACAUGUCAAGGCCUUACUUGUUCACAUUUGCAGGCGCGCCUAGACCAGACCUUGUGAAUUCCAUACGGGGAAAAGUCAUUGAUCAAUGUCGAGCAUCAAGUUCUUGCAGGUUCAUAGAUUGCGGUUCUGUUGAGAACAGUUGCAACAAUCCAGUUAGUGUCAUGAAAGUGUUUCAAAGCUCAGUCUAUUGCCUGCAGCCCCCGGGGGAUUCCUACACUAGAAGAUCAACUUUCGACUCGAUUUUGGCUGGCUGCAUACCCGUUUUUUUCCAUCCGGGGACAGCUUAUUCUCAGUAUUUGUGGCAUUUUCCCAACAAUUACACUAAGUAUUCUGUGUACAUUCCUGUGAAGGAUGUAAAGGAUUUGAGGGAUGGGGAUAUUGAGAAGGUUUUGCUCGGAAUUUCGAAGGAAGAAGAAAAGGGUAUGAGAGAAGAAGUCAUAAGGCUUAUACCAAAGAUAGUUUAUGCAGAUCCAAGGUCAAGAUUGAAUAGUUUUAAAGAUGCAUUUGAUUUGGCAGUUAAGGGAGUUCUUGAGAGGAUAGAGGAACUUAGGAGAGUAAUUAAGGAAGGGAAAGAUCCUAGUGUUGGUUUCGCAGAAGGGGAUGAUUUCAAGUAUACUUUUUCUGAUUGGGACAAAAAAGAUGGGAAUUAAGUGCAAGCAAGAAGAAACUAUACCAAAAUUGUUGCAUUGGAUUAUAUACUUAUAAAUGUGAAAUUUCACGGUAAUUUGCAAAUACAUUAGUUUGUUCUAUCUUUCUUUUUUUUAGAAACAUUUAAGUGCGUGGUUGUUUGGUUCAUAAAUUAUCUACGCUGGAGUAGAUAGUAGGAAGCAUAUGAAUUCCAAUUUUGUAUAUCUUCAACUUCUUCACAACCUA